CAAAUUAUUAUCAAAUUGUAUCAUGAUAUCAAAGCAUAGGUUUAAACUCUAGCCUUUUUUUGAGACUGUGCUUCACCGCCGCUCUCCUCCCUCUUGCCGGUCGACCGUAAACGGCGACCAUGGCUCAACCUUCAGAUCUGCUUGCUUCGCUUCCUUCUAGCGUCAAGCUUCUUCUCCGCAAUCUCCAUAAUCUUAUCUCAGAGAAGCUCACCGAUUCAAAUUAUCCUGCAUGGUCUCUCAAUGUCAAAACUGCUCUCGAGGCCAACCUUCUUCUUGGUUGCAUCGAUGGUCAUGAAGCCGCGCCUCCAAAAAUCCUAUCCAAGGAUGGCAAGGAAAACCCUAACCCAGAAUUCCAAACACGGACUGUGAUCGAUACUCAGAUCCGUGCAUGCCUUAUUGCCGUCAUCAGUCCGUCUGUUCACAAGCAUGUCCGCAACUUCACCACAUCUGCCGAUUUAUGGAACACUCUCGCUGCCCGGUAUAAUUCCGUUUCUACCGCUCACAACUAUCAACUACGGGACAAACUUCACACACUCCGAAAAGGUAAAAAAACUAUCACCCAGUACCUUGAUGAAGUUGCCACUAUCCUCACCGAUUUGGAUGCUCUCAACGAGGUUAUUCUUGAUAGAGAUGUGGUGAAUGCUGUUAUCCGAGCGGUCGAGGCCGCGGUCGAGGAGGACCGAACGGUCGACCAUUUUCUGGGCGAGGAUCUGGAUCCGGUCGCGGCGGUCAAAACUACGGAAGAGGGGGAGGCCGCGGACCGUCACGCGAUCUUCCAAUAUGUCAGAUCUGUUCAAAGCGUGGCCACUCUCCUGCUACCUGCUGGUACCGCUAUGAUGAUUCUUCUACUGAGAGUAACUCGACUACCAAUUCUCGUGCUAUGCAUGCAACCACAAGCAACCAAACUGAUAGUGGACAACGAUACGAAUCUGGUGCGGUACACGGGCCCCUGUGAGCAUGGUCUCUAUACCCUUCCCUCCAAGCCUAUCCCUGUUGUGCGUCAAGCUAUCACUGCAUCCACCUGGCAUCGCCGGCUUGGACAUCCGGCUCCUGCUGUUGCCAAGUCUAUUUUGUCUACUUUAGGUUUUGGCCGCUACUCCGCUUCUCCUCCUACUCGCGAUUCCCGUCGUCCAGAAGCUUCUGCCUUCUGCGUUUUGAUUCGGAUCGAGUCAAGCCUAUGCGAUUCAGCCUUCUUCCUUCUUCGCUAAGAGUUCAAGACGGCGACACUCCGACACCGACGCUGCAAUCCCUCUUUAAUUCUUCGUUCUUCCCUUCUUCUUUGUUGAAUAAUAGAGUAAGGUAGAU
Messenger RNA from Cuscuta campestris, 1305 nucleotides. The record is from the annotation of a GenBank genome assembly. Lineage: Eukaryota; Viridiplantae; Streptophyta; Magnoliopsida; Solanales; Convolvulaceae.